This is a messenger RNA of Sparassis crispa, 3999 nucleotides long. Its product is annotated as Retrovirus-related Pol polyprotein from transposon TNT 1-94. The record is from RefSeq and is a predicted model, not a curated record. Gene Ontology annotation, biological process: DNA integration. The coding region runs from base 1 to 3999 and encodes 1332 amino acids. NCBI's taxonomy places the organism in Eukaryota, Fungi, Basidiomycota, Agaricomycetes, Polyporales, Sparassidaceae. The transcript has 4 exons. Gene Ontology annotation, molecular function: nucleic acid binding; zinc ion binding.
AUGUCCCUCUACCCACCGGUACCUCAGGUCAAACCGAAGGCUGAGUCAAACCGCCUCUAUGAUGUCCUGUUCCUCGAAAGCAAUGGCAGCAACUUUCAGAUGUGGAAGUACCGCAUGACCACCAUCUUCCGGCUGUGUGGUCUAUAUGCGCUCAUUGAUGGCACUGAGACUGACCUUGGAGCAGCAGAUUCCACCAAGAAGGCGGACUGGGAUUUUCGUAACAGUGAGGCACUCGCGCAGAUCACGUUGACGCUCAAGGAUGAGCCGCUCAACGGUGUGAUGUACUCGAUGACAGUGCAGGAUGCUUGGGAGAAGUUGAAUAAGCACUAUGAGGGCAGAGGCAAGCAGACCUUAGCCUACCUCAUCAGUGACCUCUUCCGCAGCACACUCAGUAAUGAGUCGCCGCUUGAGCCGCAGCUCAACACAAUGCAGCAGAAGGCUCACAUCCUCGAGACACUCGGUCUUGCCCUUGACGACACGCUCAUUGCUAUCGCUAUGACAAUCUCUCUUCCUCCCUCCUAUUCUACCCUUCGUACCAUCCUCAUGGCCUCUGACUCCAAGCUCACUGUAGAGAAAGUCGUAAAUGAGGUCCUUAGUGAGGAGAAGCGACGCGGUGAGAUGACCGCAGCAUCUGCACUCAUUGUGAAGCAUGCCAACUUCAAGGCAAAGUUGAAGGGGAAGGACAAGGACAGGAAGAAGAAAGGCAAGUGUGCUUUCUGUGGCUUCCCUGGUCACACGAAGGACGAGUGUCGGAAGUUCAAAGCCAGCCAGGCCGAGGGCACCGCUGCGAAGGGCGAUAAGAAGGCUGAGAAGGCUGCCGAGACAAAGGAGUCUGCGAAGAUCGCCAGUGUAAGCCAGGUGGAUUCUGAGACACUCUGUCUCUUCAUCGCGGAGGAGUUGGCACAUGGCGAUGACCUUCUCCAUCGCUGGAUUGUCAAUUCUGGAGCUUCCUCCCACAUGACAUUCCAUCGUGAGUGGUUCAUCAACUACCGCACCCUCGCUAUGCCCAAGCGCGUCUACCUCGGAGAUGAGCACUUCAUUCUUGCUGUCGGUAUCGGUCAGGUCACACUCCAUGCAGCAGUCGACCAUGGCUCAAUGAACACUGGCAUUGUGCAAGAAGUCCUCCAUGUUCCAGACCUAAAUGGCAACCUCCUCUCUGUCUCACAGUUUGAUCAUAACAGCUAUGAUGUCCGGUUCACGGAUGGUACGUGUCGCAUCAGCAAUGCCCAGGGCCAACUUAACGCUAUCGGCCACAUCUCUGUGGGCUCUGUGCUGAAGAUGGUGCAGAAGAGAAUGGUCAAGGGCAUGUCGAUCAUUGGCGAGAAGGUGAGCGAGGCCAUCUGCAAGCCUUGCCUCCAUGGCAAGCAGACACGUCAGCAAAUUCUGAAGGAGUCGGAUGUCAAGAACCCACGCGUUCUCCACCGGACCUAUUCCGAUGUCUGCGGUCCCAUGCAGACCCAGACCAGAUCAGGUCACUGCUAUUUCAUCACAUUCAUCGACGGUCACACACACAAACUUGUUGCCAACCUUAUGAAGAUGAAGGAUGAAGCCCUCUCACAAUUGAAAGCCUUCAUUGAGCGUGCCGAGGUCAAGACCGGGCAGCAUGCAAACAUCCUGCAGACUGAUGGUGGCGGAGAGUACGAGUCGAAGGAAUUUGAUGCGUAUCUCAAGGCAAAGGGCAUCCACCACGAGAAGACAAAUGCCUACACUCCACAGGAGAAUGGCGUCUCAGAGCGGAUGAACCGUACUGUCGAGGAGAUGGCCCGGUGCAUGCUAAAUGAUGCCAGGCUGCCGAAUGCAUACUGGGGUGAUGCCAUACUACAUGCGGUAAAUAUCCUCAACUCCAUUCCAACUCGCGUGCUCCCGGAUGGCCUCACGCCAUAUGAAGCCCACACCGGAAACAAGCUGAGUGUUGCACACCUCCGCAUUUUUGGCUGCAAGGUCUAUGUCCACAUACCAAAGGAGAAGCAUCAGAAACUUGACUCGAAAAUGCUCGAGUGCACGCACCUGGGGUUCACCGAAAACUGCAAGGCUUACCGGCUAGUUCACAGACCUACUGGGCGCAUCAUCGAAUCCCGCGAUGUCUACUUCGACGAAGGAUCCGAAGUCGAACCGAGUCAUGUCACAAUUGAUGUCACACCUGCGCAGCCAGCACCUGAUGUGCGACCACUGCUGCAGUUGCAACCGCUGCUGGCACUGCACCCACCGAGGCCAACUGUUGAAGAUGUUCCUGAUGAGGAUGAGGAUGCACCAGCACUCCUCAACAUUGAUGAUGACAGUGAUGAUGAGGACGAUGAUGAGGACGAUGAUGAGGACGAUGAGGACGAUGAUGCACCACUGCCGGAACCCCACUACCAGCACCGGCAGCAAGCGCCACGUGCUGCACAGUCACCGCCACCAGUAUCAGUACCGGCAGCGGCACUGGUACCAGAACUGCGCCGUUCUGGUCGAACAUGCACGGCACCGGUAGUGGCUGAUGAUGACCGCUAUUUUGUGUCCUCUUACACACGAAAACUGAAGGACCAGGACAAUGCCGGUGGAGUGGGUGCUGCUGCUGGACCGGCAGAGGGCGCUGCCGGAGUAGGCGAUGAAAAUGCAGAAAAUGUGCGCAAAGCCGCAAACUGGGAUGAACUGCAAACCUAUGAGGAGGCGAUGUCACGCCCUGAUGCUGCACGCUGGAAGGCUGCAUGCACAGAGGAGCUGCAUGCAUUUGUCAAAGCAGAACUCUAUGACGAAGUGGAGCGCCCGCGCAACCGUAAGGUUGUUGACUGCAAGUGGGUUUUUAAGAUCAAGCGUGGACCGGAUGGCGAAAUCGAGAAGUACAAGGCCCGACUUGUUGCCAAGGGCUUCACACAGGUCGAGGGCCUUGACUUCAAUGAAACUUUCGCACCUGUUGCAAAGUUCACUUCCAUUCGCACACUGCUCGCUCUCACCGCCAAGCUCGACCUUGAGAUCCAUCAGAUGGAUGUCAAGUCGGCAUUCCUGAACGGUGAUCUUGAUGAGGAGAUCUACAUGAACAUCCCACCGAGUUUCCGCAAGGACAACAAGCUCAUCUGGAGACUCAACAAAGCCCUCUAUGGUCUUAAGCAGGCUGGGCAUAAGUGGUACAAGAAAAUCUGUGCUGAGUUCGAGGCGCUCGGGUUCACCCGCUGCAACUCGGACCACAGCGUGUUCUACAAGAACGACAAUGGUACACUCCUUAUCAUUGCAAUCUACAUUGAUGACAUGCUCAUCCUCUCCGACAACCCCACCGCUGUCAACACUCUCAAGGAUGAUCUCAACACCCCUAUGGCACAGAACCAGAAGCUCAUCAAGCUCUCGGAGGCAGAGAUUGACCCGAAGCCUUACCAGAGCGCGCUUGGCUCCCUCAUGUAUGCCAUGCUCGGCACUCGUCCCGACCUUGCUUUUGCAGUGGGCGCAUUGAGCCAGCAUGCUGCAAAGCCCAGCAAGGAGCACUGGAAUGCUCUCAUGUGGGUAUAUCGCUACCUGCGUGGGACAGCAGAAAAAAGGCUCGUCUACCAGACUACUACCAGGGAGAAGGAACUCCUUCUCGGGUACGUUGAUGCGGAUUGGGCGGCUGAUGUCAAUGACCGUCGAUCAGUCACAGGUUUUGUCUUCCAUAUCUCGGAAGGCGCUGUCAGCUGGUCUUCAAAGAAGCAGUCCCCAACAGUGCAAUCCACUGAGUACAUGGCUGGUGCUCAUGGUACAAAGGAGGCAAUCUGGCUCCACGCUUUCCUCUCGGAGAUUGGACAGGUUUUGAAGGGUCCUACUUCCCUACUCAUUGAUAACCAGUCCGCAAUUGUGCUCACCAAGAAUGCCGCUUUCCAUGACCGCACCAAGCACAUCGCCAUGCGCUACCACUUCAUCCGCGAGAAGUAUGACUCUGGAGAAAUCCAGCCUGAGUACGUUCCUACUGGAAAUCAGGUUGCCGAUAUCUUGACGAAGGCGCUUCCUCGUGAGAAGCUUAAGAAGUUCAAGGCGGAGAUGGGCUUGGCUUAG